AUGGAUUCGCCUGUUCUAGUCUGCUGCACUGCGGCUCUGAUCAUUCUAUUCCUACCGUUGAGCGUUUCUGAUGACCGGCUUGUCCCUGGCAAGCCGCUGUUCCCCGGCAACACCAUUGUCUCGGAUGGUGGAGCUUUUGCUUUGGGCUUCUUCAACCUCUCAAAUUCCACUCCAGCCAAGUUGUACCUUGGCAUAUGGUACAACGAUAUUCCUGAGCUUACCGUUGUGUGGGUUGCGAACCGAGAAACUCCGUCCACCAAAAUCACUUCAUCUACACCGAUGCUCUCCCUCAACAACAACUCCAAUCUUGUUCUCUCUGACGGUGGCGAAGGUGGACGUGUCCUUUGGGUGACAAGCACCAUUGCUGCUAUACAAGGAUCGUCUCCCCCAACAGCGGUGCUUCUGAACAAUGGCAACCUCAUCAUCCGUUCACCAAAUGGCACCACAUUGUGGCAGAGCUUCAACCACCUGACCGACACGUUCCUUCCUUCCAUGAAGCUUGGGUUCACGGACGCCAACGAGGAGCACCUGGUCUCUUGGAAGGGCCCCAACGACCCAUCACGAGGGAGCUUCUCCUACGGCAUUGACAUAAACACUUCCCUUCAGAUCUACCUUUUGGAUGGGGUGCGUCCAGUGGGCCGUAGUGCCCCUUGGACGGGGUACCUGGUUACUAGUUUCCGCACAUACCAGCAGGGGAAUGCCAGCACAGAUGUUAUCGUCUACCUAGCCGUCGUCGACAUCGAUGGGGAGAUCUAUGUAACCUAUAGCCUCUCCGAUGGUGCACCGAGAACCAGGUACGUGCUGACUUACUCCGGAGACUAUGAACUCCAAAGUUGGAGCAGCAGGACAUCAGCUUGGGCUAUACUUUGGAAGUGGCCGUCUCCAGGGUGCAGCCGCUACGGAUACUGCGGCCUGAACGGAUACUGUGACGACACUGAGGUUCCCAAACCAACAUGCAAAUGCCUUGAUGGAUUCGAGCCGAGGAGCAUGGAGGAGUGGUCUCGUGGUAGAUUCUCUACUGGGUGCCAACGGAAAGUUCCACUUCGGGGGUGCAGCGACGGGUUUUUAGCUUUGCCAGGAUUGAAGCCACCAGACAAUUUUGUGCUGGUCGGAGGUGAUAGAAGCACCUUUGAGGAAUGUGCAACAGAGUGCACCCACAACUGUUCCUGCAUUGGGUAUGCUUAUGCCAACCUGAGCAGCGGCAGGUCCAGUGGCAACAUGACGAGAUGCUUAGUUUGGUUCGGGGAGUUGGUUGAUACGGGAAAGGUAGGCGAAGUGCUUGGCAGCGACACACUCUAUCUCCGGAUUGCGGACAUAGAUGCAAUAACAGGAAAAAAGACAAAGAACAACCCACUGAGGAUUGCACUUCCAAUACUAGGAGGUAGUGUUCUGGUACUCAUAUGCAUCUCCCUUGCACGGUUAAUAUUCAAAGGAAAGAACAAAAUAUGGAGAAAUCACAAUAAUAUAAGACUGGAAGGUAUGAAUACCUCAGAUGAACUUGGGGAAGAAAAAACUUCCCAUGAUCAAGAAUUACCAUUUGUAAGAUUAGAAGAAAUUGUGUUGGCAACCCAAAACUUCUCCGAGACAUGCGUAAUUGGACAUGGGGGCUUUGGAAAAGUUUACAAGGGAAUAUUAGGAGGUCAAGGAGUUGUAGUCAAGAGGCUAAGUAGAGAUUCUCAACAAGGAACACCAGAAUUCAAUAAUGAAGUAAUUUUGAUAGCCAAAUUGCAACAUAGAAACUUGGUUCGACUUCUUGGAUGUUGUGGCGAAGGAGAUGAAAAGCUUCUGAUAUAUGAGUAUCUUCCUAAUAAGAGCUUAGAUGCUAACCUUUUCGAUGAAUCAAAGAAAUUGUUAUUGGAUUGGACUACACGGUUUAGUAUAAUAAAGGGGGUUGCAAGGGGGCUUCUGUAUCUCCAUGAAGACUCAAGGUUGACCAUAAUUCAUAGGGAUCUAAAAGCUGGAAAUGUUUUGCUUGAUGUUGAUAUGAAACCCAAGAUAGCGGAUUUUGGUAUGGCAAGGAUCUUUAAUGAUAACCAACAAAAUGCAAAUACCCAACGAGUUGUCGGAACAUAUGGCUACAUGGCUCCUGAGUAUGCAAUGGAAGGCAUCUUCUCUACCAAGUCAGACGUCUAUAGCUUUGGCGUGUUAAUACUGGAGGUUGUAACUAGUAUAAGGAGAAACACAGAUAUUCAAAGAAUGGGCUUCCCUAGUCUUACAGUCUAUGCAUGGACUAUGUGGAAGGAAGAUAAGACCAAGGAACUGCUAGACUUGUGUAUCAUGGAUACUUGUUCACCUGACGAAGUUCUACUUUGUGUCCAUGUAGGACUCUUGUGUGUCCAGGAGAAUCCUGAUGAUAGGCCGCCCAUGUCAUCAGUUGUGUUCGUCCUAGAGAAUGGAAGCACCACACUUCCAGCACCCAAGCGCCCUGCCUACUUCGCACGACGAAGUGCUGAAAUGGACCAAAUCAGAAAUGAUAUUCAAAUAUCCGCGAACAGUUUUACACUUACUGAGAUAGAGGGGCGAUGAAAUUAUAAUUCUUUAGCUUUAAAUGUACCAAAGUGUUGUUAACUAAGGAUAAUCUGGCAAAGAGGAAGUGGAAGGGGUGUACUAAGUGUUGUUUUUGUGGUGCACAAGAAUCCGUUGAACACCUUUUCAUAGCUUGCCCUUUUGCAAAACUUGUUUGGCGCAUGGUAUAUUUCGCUUUUAAUCUCCCACCUCCAACUAAUAUUACCAAU
Molecule: messenger RNA, 2735 nt
Organism: Lolium perenne
Lineage: Eukaryota; Viridiplantae; Streptophyta; Magnoliopsida; Poales; Poaceae
Source: RefSeq, a predicted model, not a curated record